Messenger RNA from Cordyceps militaris CM01, 1524 nucleotides. RefSeq names its product MFS transporter, putative. Gene Ontology annotation, molecular function: transmembrane transporter activity. The transcript is spliced from 4 exons. Lineage: Eukaryota; Fungi; Ascomycota; Sordariomycetes; Hypocreales; Cordycipitaceae. Gene Ontology annotation, biological process: transmembrane transport. The record is from RefSeq and is a predicted model, not a curated record. The coding region runs from base 1 to 1524 and encodes 507 amino acids.
AUGCAAGACGAUGCGAAAAACGAGCCCGUCCGGUCGGGGACAAGCACAGACACAAAGACAGAAAACGAUGUCGAGGGAAAAGCGGUCGCCACGACUGUUGUUGAGGCAUCUGAGCAAGUCGUAGAUCCCCACGUUGUGGACUGGAACGGACCUGACGACCCGGAGAAUCCCAAGAACUGGUCCAGCGCCAAGCGGUGGUCUCACAUUAUUCUGAUUGCUACUCUGGGUCUUAUCACCAACUUUGCGCCAACCAUUUUCGCACCCGGCAUCAGCCAGCUGAACGAGGAAUUCAACAUCACCUCGAGCACCGUCAGCACCCUGGCCAUAACGCUCUACGUCCUGGGCAUCUCCAUCGGGCCGAUGUUCACGUCGCCGCUCAGCGAAGUGUACGGCCGCCUCGUCGUGUAUCACGCCAGCAUGGUCGUGUUUGUGGCCUUUGUGGUGGCCAAUGCCGUGAGCCAGAACACGGCGCAGUUUCUCGUCUUUCGCUUCCUCUCUGGCUGCGCAGGCGGCACGCCGCUUUCGCUCGGCGGCGGAACCAUUGCCGAUCUCACGAGCCCGGCGCAGCGCGCCCUGGCCAUGGCCCUCUUCAGCCUGGGUCCCAUGUUUGGGCCGGUCCUGGGGCCGGUGAUGGGAGGCUUCGUCGCCGCCGCAAAAGGCUGGCGCUGGACCUUUUGGGUGCUCGCCAUCGUCGGCGGCGGCAUGCAGCUCCUCAGCUUCGCCCUCAUGCGCGAGACGCACCCCAAGGUGAUCCUCGACAGCAAGGCGGCGCGCCUCCGGCGGUCGAGCGGGGACGCCGCCUUCCGAUCCAGGCUCGCGCGCGCGACCACGCCGGGUCAGGUCCUGGUCCAGGUCCUUGUCCGUCCGACGGCGCUCCUGCUCCGCUCGCCCGUGCUGCUGCUCAUGUCGCUGUACGUGGGCUUCAUCUUCGGCGUCAUGUACCUGCUGUUCAGCACCUUUGACGGCGUGUUCCAGGCGCAGUACGGCUUCAGCGUCGCCGUGUCGGGCCUCGUCUAUCUCGGCCUGGGCCUGUCCGCCGCGACGGGCAUCGUCUUCUUUACCGUCUUCAACCAGCGGAUCCAAGCCGCCUGCAUGAAGCGAGACGGCGUGGCGGCCCCAAAGCCAGAGCACCGCUUGGUUCUGAUGAUUUGGUUCAGCCCAGGCGUGCCUGCUGGCCUGUUCAUUUACGGCUGGGCUACGUUUUACAAGAUCCACUGGUUUGUCCCCAUUCUUGGGACCGUGCUGAUCGGUUACGGCGCUUUUUUUGUGCUGAUGCUCACUCAACUCUACCUCGUCGAGGUAUUCGGCACAAAGGCAGCAGCUUCCGCCCUCGGCGCCAACAUCUUGGUGCGUUACCUGGGAGGCACGUUUCUGCCACUGGCCGGCCCAAGCAUGUAUGCGACGCUCGGCCUGGGCUGGGGAAACAGCUUGCUGGGAUUUGUGUCGCUCGCCUUCAUCCCUGCUUCCAUAUUCCUGUACAAGUAUGGAGAGCAGCUGAGAAACAAGUCUUCAGUGAAGGCUUAA